Molecule: messenger RNA, 576 nt
Organism: Cavenderia fasciculata
Lineage: Eukaryota; Evosea; Eumycetozoa; Acytosteliales; Cavenderiaceae
Exons: 1
Coding region: 1-576 (191 amino acids)
Source: RefSeq, a predicted model, not a curated record
AUGGAUAAACAGAUAGAUGAAUAUUUAGAAUCAGUAGAACCUCCUCUGUCGAUUGGGGAAUUACCACCAUCAUCACUAUCAUUAAAGUAUAGUGAUUACUAUAAUCAAUUAAAAAUAUCUCAUAAUGAUGCGGUUGAUGGGGAUGAGGAACUGCCAUCAUCAUUAGAAGAAGAAGAAUCAUUAAAGUUUGGUGGUUGGAGUUAUAUUCAACAAAUAUCGGAAGGAGUAUCAUUACCAUCAUCAUUAAAAUCAUCAUUUGAAUCAUUGGAAUUUGAUGAUGAUGAAUAUAAUUAUGAAUAUAGUUAUAAUCAACCACUACCAGCUGGAGAAUUACCAACAUCAUUACUAUCAUUGAUGUUUGGUGGUGGAUAUAAUCAACCACUAUCAGCUGGAGUUUUACCAUCAUUACUAUCAUUGGAGUUUGGUAGUGGAUAUAAUCACCCAAUAUAUCAAAUAUCUAAUGGAGUAUUACCAACAUCAUUACAAUCAUUGGUGUUUGGUGAAUAUGGUCACUAUCAUCUACCUAGAUCAGUUGGAUUAAAAAGAUCAUCAAUAUCUUUAAAACAAACUAAAUAA